Molecule: messenger RNA, 3524 nt
Organism: Ananas comosus (pineapple)
Lineage: Eukaryota; Viridiplantae; Streptophyta; Magnoliopsida; Poales; Bromeliaceae
Product: ELKS/Rab6-interacting/CAST family member 1
Exons: 4
Coding region: 597-3275 (892 amino acids)
Source: RefSeq, a predicted model, not a curated record
AGCUCUUUUCUUUCUCUUUUUCUUUUUUUUUUUUUCUAAAAACCUUUUUGCUAGACUAAUUAAUCUCAGGUGAGGUCUUAAUCUCUUCCACUGUUAUUGUUGCAUCAGAGACGAGAGUGGGUUGCUGCUUCACGAAAGUCUUGUGCUUUCAUAAUACGCUCGUUUGGCGUGACACCGCAGCACAAAAUAAGACGAACAAGAAGAAGAAUAGAAGGGAGUCGAACUGGACUCGGCGUUUCUCUCUGAAAACCAGGGAAUCUGUUUCCCUCCUUUUAUGCGCUCCCUCUCUCUCUCUCUCUCUCUCUCUCUCUCUCUCUCUGACACAAGGGAUCAUCACUCCUUUCAUUCUUAAUAUCUUUCUCUUUUUAAUGUUUUCUGUAACCGAUUUUGCGGCCGCUCACACGUGCCAAUCCCAUUCCCUCCACACCAUGAUUCACGAGAAGAAGAUAUAUGUUGGUUGGUUCCAUUAAUUCUCGAGGGAGGAAUCCUCUGCUCACGGUGUACGUUGCUGCGGUGCUGAUUCAUACACCUCCUUCCGACUCCUCGGAACUCUUUGAUUCCGCGAAGCGGUCCACCCGAAGCUUAAUAAUCUCCACAUGGGCGAAGGCGAGGAGGAGCACCAAAGCGCUCGAUCCCGAUGCACAAACGAAGAUGCCGCUUAUCCAAUGUAUUUCGGCACUUCGUGCGCGUUCGUGGCUCUCCAUCUGAUGUCGAGGACGAAAGGGCUCGACGUCGAGCACGGGCGGUGGUCCCUCGUGGGGCAACUGAUGCUCCAAGGAAGCGCCCAGCUGCUAGGAUUGCUCGUCGCGAGAGCUCAAGGAAGAGAAGAAGGUGUAUCGUUGGUGGCGGCGGCGGCGGAGAAGCUACGGAGAGCAGAGGCACAGGUCGAGGAGCUCAAGGGAAUAAGAAGAGAGGAUGCGAAGGCCAACGAGAAGGUCGCGAGCAUCUUCGCGGCGCAGGAGCAGCGGUGGAUAGCCGAGAGGAAGGCCCUCAGGCAUCAGAUCCAAAUCCUCCUCAACCAAAUGCGCGCCCUCGGCGCCAAACACGAAGAGAAUUUAUCAGAUUUGAAAACGAAGAUCGAGGAGAAGAAGAGUGAAGUAGGAUUUAAGGAAGAGGCGUUGGAGGAAGCGGCGAGGAGAAGGAAGGAGUCAGAGGAGAAGCUCCAGUUGGCCGAAGAGGUCGUGGAGGAGCUGAAGGAGAGGGCCAAGAAGGCGGCGCAGGACCACUCCGCCGAGCUCUGGAAGCAUAAGACCGUGUUCGCCGAGCUCAUUUCCAACCAACGGCAGCUAGAAUCCGAGCUGGCACGCGCCCUCCGGCGCGCAGAGGCUGUGCAGAAAGAGCUCCAGGAGGCGGUCGUGCGGAAGGAGGCAGCCGUUUCGAUGGCCGAGGAUCUGAACGCAGAGGUCGAGAAGCUCAACGAGGACGGAGAGCAGAAGGAUAAGAUACUGUCGGCGAUGAUGAGGAAAUCAAAGACGGAUACGGCGGAGAAGCACGUGCUCCUGAAGGAAGUGAAGAUGUCCAAGGCCAAGAAGAAGCAAGCGGAGCUCGAGAUGGAGAGGUGGAAGGGCCUGUGGGAGUCUAUGCGGCGCAAGAGGAGCUCGAGAGCACCGCAAUAUUCUUUAGAUGCCGGGUGCUCGCAUAAUAGAAUUAGAAGAGAGCAACUGGGGACGGGGAGUAGCACUAAUGAUUGCGAGUAUUUGGAAGCUGACAGCGGCAACAGCAGGAGAGAGCGCGACUUUCCCGCGGUGAAGGAAGAGGGCAUUGUCAGCACAGACGAAUGCGCAGACCAGCACCCGGACAACGAAAAUGAUAAACCUGCCGCUGAGGACUUACAUCGACUGCAAGAUUGGAUUCGGAUGGAGGCCGAGAAGUAUGUAUCCGUCCUCGAGCAAAGGCAUCACGGAGAGAUAGAGGCAUUCACAGAACAGAUGAGACACAAAGAUGAGAAGCUAGAGGCGAUGCGAUGGCGCCUGCUUAGCAUGGAGCUCGAGACAAAGCGACUCCAAUCUCAUAUCGAAGGGCUCGACGGGAAUCUGUCACAUUUAAGGGAGGAGAACAUCAAGCUGGAAACCCUAUUGGUAGAUAAGGAGAAGGAAGUGACAUCAUUGAAGGAGAAGCUGUGCUUCUACAUUCAACACCACCAAAAGACUAGCUCAAGCUGUUCUACUGUCCAACAGGGAAAAAUCACGAGAAGGAAGCAAAGGGAGAAAGAGCAAGAAUCAGGAGAAAACCCAGCAGAACAAGUCCAGAUGGAAGAGAAGAUAGGUCAGGAGAGAGAGGACCAAAAGGCUUAUGAAGAAACAAAACUAGCAAAGUUGGAAUCAGAGAAAGUAGUUGGAGAAACCAUACAUGAUGAAAAGAGACUCAUUGAUAUUACAUCAAGUAGUUCGAUGACAGUCUCGGUACCAAAUGAUCUUAAUUCUAAUGAUCAAUCUAUUGUUUACAUCAAUAAAUCGCCUUUGGAAGAACCUAAGCAAGCAGAGAAACAACUACAGGACCAAAUUCGGACGUCCCAGAAAGAAGAGAUUGAAGAAGAGAAAGAAGUCGGCAUGGACAUUGGAAAUGCAAUUCUGCAGAAGAACUUCCAAGAAGACAUAGAUGGCGAUGCUAAAUUAUCACCUAUUGGGUCAUCUCUUGUGCAGUCAGCGCAGAAGAGCUCUUCUUGGAAGAUGGACAUUCAUGCUCUCGGAGUAUCUUACAAGAUCAAAAGGCUUAAGCAACAACUACUUGUGCUUGAAAAAAUGGCCGGAACACAAGCAAUGAAACAGCCAACAGCUAUAGAUGAUAGUCCCCGGACACCUGAAGGAUGGAACGACGAUGGUAAGAUGGAUCAGGCCAAGCCUCAGCAGAAGGGUUUCCAUCAGCUGAUGUCUUUCCUAAAUAAACAAGUUAAGAGAUAUCAGUCACUCGAAGAAAAGAUUGAUGAUCUGUGCAGGAGAAUGGAAAGUUAUCGCAGUGGAAUCCGAAGGGAUUUGCGAAAUGGAAGGCCCAAGGAACAGACUGAAACACUAGAGGGGUUUCUCGAAGAAUCAUUUCAGUUGCAAAGAUAUAUGGUCGCAACUGGUCAGAAGCUGUUGGAGAUGCAAUCAAGAAUCACUUUUGGAUUUGCAGGCACUGAAGGAUUUAGUGAGACUAUGGGAUUCAACAUACGGCAAUUUUCAGAUGUUGUGAAAACUCUCUUUAGGGAUAUUCAAAGAGGCUUGGACGUGAGAAUAGCUCGGAUAAUCGGAGAUCUAGAGGGCACACUGGCUUGUGAUGGGAUUCUUAAUGGGUGAUAUAGAAAUCUGGUUCAAUAUCUUGCCGUUUAAACAAUGCCAUCAUCUUCAAACCCUAUAGCUUUCAUAGAAUGCCUCUCACAUGGCAGAAUGAUAUAAAGAGCAUAUUAAUACUGUAUGUGCAGUAAUAUUGUCAAGUACUAAAUAUUUAACAUGUUCUGAAAAGUACUGGGAAGUUAGACAGAAAAAAGAAGUGACUAUUAUCAUGAAUGUACACAAUUCAUACCUGGCAUUGUAAGGUUUUUGUUA